AUGAGUGAAGGCUACGACGACUGGGGGAAUCCGACUUCGCGGCCUCGCCAUGAAAUGCCCCGUGAAAAAGGAGUUGUGGGCGCGCUGAAGUUCUAUACCACUCGGACAUUUCGCCAGUAUCGGACCCUGCUCUCGACUAUUCUGUUCACCAUAUGCCUCCUGUACUACUUCACUCUCCGCACUCCUGCGUCGCCACCUCCCAAGCCCGUGGACUGGUCUAAAUUCGCAUAUGUCCAAUAUGUGACCGACAACCACAACUUAUGCAAUGCAUACAUGAUCUUCGAUGCCCUCGAGCGCUAUGGCAGCAAAGCAGAUCGCGUGCUGCUCUACCCACAGCAGUGGGACACCAUAGACGAUUCGGCACAAGACCGCAACAGCCAACUCCUCAUUCGGGCACAAAAAGUCUACAAAGUCAAGUUGAAGCCCGUCGCAGUCCUCGAUGUCGAUGGCGAAGCAGCCCCUGGCACGUUGAAUGCACCAUCGAGUUGGGACUCGUCCAUCACCAAACUCCGCGCCUUUGACCUCUUCGAGUACGACCGCGUCCUGCACAUUGACAGCGACAGCACUCUGCAGCAGCACAUGGACGAAUUAUUCCUGCUUCCCAGCACGCCCAUUGCCAUGCCUCGCGCGUACUGGUCCGAAGGCAGACCGAACGAGUGGCCAUUGACGAGCCUAAUGAUGCUCAUCGAGCCCAACCCCUUUGAAUUCAAAAACUUCAUCGACAUUCUCAUGUCAUGGAAAAUGAAGCCCGGUUUCCAAACCGGCAGAAACUACGACAUGGAUUUACUCAACCACCGCUUCGGAGCCAGCGCCAUGGUCUUACCGCAUCGUCCCUACGCCAUGCUGUCCGCCGAAUUCCGCAACCACGAUCACGCCGCCUACCUCGGCACCAUCAACGGUCCCCGAGACUUGUACCCUUCCAAAUAUGGCUGGGAUGCCGAUCGCGCGCUCAAGGAAGCCAAGCUCGUCCAUUUCAGCGACUGGCCAUUACCCAAACCAUGGAUCAUGUGGCCGCACGAAGGCGUGGGCGAAAUGCAACCGGAUUGCGGCGGGAAGAAGGAAGGUUCGUGUCGAGAGCGUGAGAUUUGGAAGGAUCUGUACAAUGACUUUCGCAAACGUCGCAAGGACUUGUGUCGAAUUUUGAGCGUGCCUGCUCCGAAAUGGGCAGACUUGAAGAAUGCGACACGACCGAAAUCGUGGGCCGAGAUGGCGCUGGGUACGUCGUCGCCUGACGUAUAAAUAACAAGGAAGAGUGAUGAGUACAGCAGGAGGAGACUCUGCAUGUGAAAAUACAUCCAUCAUACAGCUG
This is a messenger RNA of Sphaerulina musiva SO2202, 1309 nucleotides long. RefSeq names its product glycosyltransferase family 8 protein. Gene Ontology annotation, molecular function: glycosyltransferase activity. The transcript has 3 exons. Bases 1 to 1239 code for a protein of 412 amino acids. The record is from RefSeq and is a predicted model, not a curated record. Lineage: Eukaryota; Fungi; Ascomycota; Dothideomycetes; Mycosphaerellales; Mycosphaerellaceae.